Messenger RNA from Andrographis paniculata, 6385 nucleotides. RefSeq lists its product as uncharacterized. Lineage: Eukaryota; Viridiplantae; Streptophyta; Magnoliopsida; Lamiales; Acanthaceae. Gene Ontology annotation, biological process: regulation of cell shape; cytoskeleton organization; regulation of transcription by RNA polymerase II. The coding region runs from base 602 to 5803 and encodes 1733 amino acids. Gene Ontology annotation, molecular function: protein binding. Gene Ontology annotation, cellular component: nucleus. The transcript has 26 exons. The record is from RefSeq and is a predicted model, not a curated record.
GGCGCACACACACAUAUAAACCGCAUCGUUCUCUCGACAAGCCUUCCCUUCCCUCUCUCUCUCUCUCUCUCUCUCUCCCCCCCCCCCUCUCUCCCUCUCUCGUACAAAAACCAAAACUGCGGCGUUCUGUGAGAAGAACAACUCAGAACUUCCUCAAUGUAUCUAAUGGUUAAUUAAGAGGAGGAAUUCAAAUACAACCGAAGCUCUCCACUCUGCUUCCUUUCUUCAUCUGCCCCCUUCACAUUCCCUACAGCCAGACCAAAAGAUAUCAACAGGGAUUUUCUGAUUUUCUUCAAUUGGAUCUUUAUUCUCCUCUUCACCUCACUUGCGAGCCCCAUUGCCCCCUUCUUUCGAGGCACUCCACUUCAGUUUGAGAUGUGGCGCUUUAAGCCUUGAAGGGUUUUGUUUUUCAAUGGUACAGCGCCAGGCCAGUGGGAGAUUCUUGCCCGGGGUUUUGGGAUUUAAGUUUUCGGUUUAGCUUGGACAGAGAAACUGACAACAGGCAGUGCCAGGAUAAAAGAUCUGACUUACAUGGUAAAAGUUACAAGAAAAAAACUCGUGAUCAUAGAGUUACUACCUAAUUUUUAAGUUCCAGGGUCAUAUGGCUCUUAGGAAAUAUGUUCCCCCGGGUAAUCCAACUUCAGCCAACAUUAAAUCCUUGACUUUCUCCAAUAAGGGAAACAAAGCCAAUGAAGCAGAUUUACAGAAAAAAAAUGUCAAAGCUGAUGUGGAAGUUGACCUCAGAGAGGUUUAUUUUCUGAUUAUGCACUUCCUCUCGGCUGGACCAUGCCAGAGGACCUCUGGUCAGUUAUGGAAUGAACUCUUGGAGCACCAACUUUUACCUAGAAGAUACCAUGCAUGGUAUUCACGCUGUGGGAUGCGCAGUGGAGAUGAAAAUGAUGAUGGCAUUUCAUUUCCCUUAAGUUAUAAUAAUCUGGUGGAGAGGCAUUCCCAUGUUGAAAAAGAUCACUUAGUAAAGCUUCUGAAGCAAUUAAUCCUAGGUGCAGCGACUCCUUCACAAGGUUUGAUUGGUGGAAAUGCACUGAAUGCAUCUAUGGUUCCAACUCUCAUGGGAACUGGAUCAUUUUCACUUCUGGCAAGUGAUCACCACAAGAAGGACAAGAAAGAUAAACAUCCUCCUCGGUACAUGCGGUGGCCUCACAGAUUGGCAGAUCAAGUGCAUGGGUUAAGCCUAAGAGAAAUUGGAGGUGGUUUUUCUAGGCAUCAUCGUGCACCAUCUACCCGUGCUGCUUGUUAUGCAAUUGCAAAACCAUCCACAAUGGUGCAAAAGAUGCAGAAUAUUAAAAGUGUCAGGGGACACAGGAAUGCUGUUUAUUGUGCUGUAUUUGAUCGAUCUGGGAGAUAUGUCAUAACUGGUUCUGAUGAUCGUCUGGUCAAAAUUUGGUCAAUGGAAACUGCAUAUUGCUUGGCCAGCUGCCGAGGUCAUGAAGGUGACAUCACUGACUUGGCUGUCAAUAUCAACAACACUUUAGUGGCUUCUGCUUCUAAUGACUGCAUAAUUCGAGUUUGGCGCCUGCCUGAUGGAUUACCUAUCUCUGUACUGCGGGGUCACACAGGAGCUGUCACUGCGAUUGCAUUCAGUCCAAGAGCAGGCUCUUUCUAUCAACUUCUAUCGUCCUCUGAUGAUGGAACUUGUCGAAUUUGGGAUGCUAGAUAUUCACAGUUCACCCCACGAGUAUAUGUACCGAAACCUUCAGAUUCUCCUGCCGGGAGAAACAAUGUUCCCUCGUCCAACACUAUUCAACCAACCCACCAGAUCUUCUGUUGUGCGUUCAAUGCCAGUGGAACUGUGUUUGUCACUGGAAGUUCAGAUACUCUUGCAAGGGUAUGGAAUGCUUGUAAAUCCAGUUCAGAUGAUUCAGACCAACCCAGUCACGAGAUAGAUGUUUUAGCUGGUCAUGAGAAUGAUGUAAACUAUGUGCAGUUCAGUGGCUGUGGGGCAGCUGCUCAGAUUUGUUCCUCUGAUUCAUCUAGAGAAGACACAGUACCAAAAUUCAGAAAUACAUGGCUUAAUCACGAUAAUAUUGUCACCUGCUCUCGUGAUGGAAGUGCAAUAAUUUGGAUACCAAGAUCACGGAGAUCCCAUGGAAAGACUGGGAGGUGGAUACGAGCAUAUCACCUGAAAGUUCCACCUCCUCCUAUGCCUCCUCAGCCACCCCGUGGAGGCCCCCGCCAAAGAAUCCUACCUACUCCCCGUGGUGUAAAUAUGAUUACAUGGAGCUUGGACAAUCGCUUUGUUCUUGCAGCUAUCAUGGAUUGCAGAAUAUGCGUGUGGAAUGCGGUUGAUGGUAGCUUAGUGCAUUCCCUGACUGGUCAUACUGAAUCUACUUAUGUCUUGGAUGUUCAUCCUUUCAAUCCUCGAAUAGCAAUGAGUGCAGGAUACGAUGGGAAAACCAUAGUGUGGGAUAUAUGGGAAGGCACACCGAUUCGUACAUAUGAAAUUGGUCCCUUCAAGCUGGUUGAUGGGAAGUUUUCACCAGAUGGGACAUCUAUCAUUCUGUCUGAUGAUGUGGGACAACUGUAUAUAUUGAACACUGGGCAGGGUGAAUAUCAAAGAGAUGCUAAAUAUGAUCAGUUCUUUUUAGGGGAUUAUCGUCCUCUUGUUCAAGAUACAUACGGAAAUGUCCUUGACCAGGAAACACAAUACCCUCCUUAUCGACGGAAUAUGCAAGAUCUCCUCUGUGAUUCCGGAAUGAUACCGUAUCCAGAGCCUUAUCAAAGCAUGUACCAGAAACGGAGGCUAGGAGCCCUUGGAAUUGAGUGGCGCCCACCAUCUGUUAGAUUUGCUGUUGGGGUAGAUUUUAAUGUGGACCCUGAUCAUCACAUGCUCCCUGCUGUGGACUUGGAUGCAUUAUUUGUUCCACUACCUGAGUUUUUGGAUCCAGUGGAUUGGGGACCAGAAAUUGAUGUACAUAGUGAUGAUAAUGAUUCAGAGUAUGACCUAACAGAAGAUUACCCAUCUGGGGGUGAGCAAAGUUUAGGUUCCAAUUCUAAUGAUGAGGAAGAGUGCAGCUCAGAGAACAGUGAGGACGACCAGGACUCGCCUAGAGAUGGCAUGCGCAGAUCUAAGAGAAAGACGCAGAAGGUGGAGAUUGUGACAUCUUCUGGGAGGCGUGUAAAGCGGAAGAACUUGGAUGAGUCGGAUGACAAUUUAAAUACAAAGAACCAGACCAGAAAGCCCCGAAAGGCUAGAAAAUCUCGGAGAGAGAAGUCCCCAUCAAAUUUGAGGCCACAGAGAGCUGCUGCCAGAAAUGCUCUGCAUCUGUUCUCUCGGAUCACAGGGACAUCGACAGAUGGAAAUAUAAAUGGAUCUGCUGGUAAUUCAUCUGAAAGUGGGUCUCUUUUACAAGACUCAAGCUUCACAAGUGAAGAGUCUGACGUAUCUUUGGAAAAUGAAUGGUAUGAGAAUUCCAAGGGAAAAGAAUUAUCGUUGGAUAACAGUGCUGGUGUAGAACAGCAGCCUAAUUUUUAUCCUCAAUCUCAAUCGAAAGGUGAAACAAAGAAGAGAUUAAUUCUGAAGUUGCCAAAUCGUGAUCCAAGUAAACUUGUGUCUGGACAAUCCUCUGGAUCUAAAUGGGGUGAAAACCUGUUAGCCAUAGCUGGAUCAUCAUCUACAGUUCCUACAACAAUGGAUGAAAUAAAUAUUAACUUAUCGCAAGAGGAAUGUGGCAUUGAAGGUGAUAACAAGGAUAAAGGAAAGAUAGGGAAGCCUUCUGAAAAUCAUUUAGACCUUCUUGGAGGGUGCAAUGCUGGUAGUUCAAUUACAUGGGGAGGGGUUAAGGCUCGAUCUGCUAAGAGGUUUAAGAAGGGAGAACCCUCAUCAGCAGGUGUGCCUGCAGGAUCUGGUUCAGUUCUUGAUCAACAUCUUAAAGGGGCAAUUAUUGCCAACAGCCAUUUGAAUUUUGUCAAAGAGCAUGGGGUGGAGAACCCAAGUUUUGGGACUGAAAAUCAGGUAGGAAACUUGGAAGAUGAUGUUUGCAACCAGACCAGUUUGGAUGGAGAUAAAAUUUUUGAUGGAAACUCCUCAUUGGAUGGGGUAAAGAAGGAUGAUACAACCUCAAGUCAACUUCAUGAAGUAUGUAAUGGCACAAAUACAAUAAUGCCUUCUAGUCCCCGUGUAAACGAAACCGAAAACCUCCAUAAAUUGAGAGAGAGUGGCGCCCCUAUUUUGACAAAGAUAAGAAUAAAAUCUAGUACUCUUCUAAGUGAGCAUGAUAGGCCUUGCAGAGCGACUUUUGCACGUCCAGUUAAGGACAAUGCUGAAAGUGAUACAAUAUGUGAAAAUUCCAAUAUUGUGGAGAAAGAAGAGUCGCAACUCCCAGCAGAUGGUGUCAGGACACCAUGCUCCGAUAACAAAGAUCUAAAUGGAGUGGCAGAACCAGAGGAUCUUGUCGAUAGAGCUUCUUCCAGACUCAUUGUACGAGACUCUUUGAAUAUGGAUUCAAAUAACAGGAUUAUCAAAGCUGUUUAUAAAAGGUUGAGGCCUACUCGUGGUAGAAACAAUCCAGAAGGUGGCUCUAGUAGCAUGGAGGCUAGCACCUCUGGUGUUGAAAAACAUCAACUGGAACAAGAAAUUGUAACUCCACCCGAAGGAAUACGUAGAGCAAGAUCUAUUAGAUUUAGGUCAAGUGCUGCAGAUCUAAAUGUGUCCGGAAGCAAUUUUAAAUUCAAAGAACCGCUUGAUCGCUCAGAAGACCAGUCAAUUGAUGUUGAUAAUGCUAGUCCUAGCCUUGGUGAAGAGAACUCUGGUGAAGAAUGGCGAGCAGGAGGAUCCAGGCAUUCCAUCCGAUUAAGAUCCACAAAAAACAAGAGAGGUAACAACCAUGUUCAUGAGUCUAGCUCCCCAAGGAAAUCAAACCAAGCUGGGAAAAGUUCCUGGUUGAUGUUAUCUGCACAUGAGGAAGGAUCUCGGUAUAUACCACAACAAGGGGAUGAAGUUGUAUACUUGCGACAGGGCCAUCAGGAGUAUAUCGAUCAUCUUAAUUCAAGGAAUGUGGGACCUUGGGAAACUCUUAAGCAAAACAUAAAACCUGUGGAGUACUGUAAGGUUGACAGGCUUGAGUACGCCACACAUCCAGGUUCUGGGGAGAGCUGCUGUAAAUUGACCCUUAAAUUUGUUGAUCGAUCAUCUGAUGUCUGGGGGAAAUCAUUUAAGUUGACUCUGCCAGAUAUGACUAGUUUCCCAGAUUUUCUUGUUGAAAAAAGUAGGUAUGAUGCAUCCAUGGCCAGAAAUUGGACCUGCCGAGAUAAGUGCCAAGUCUGGUGGAAGAACGAGGGUGAGGAGGAUGGGAGUUGGUGGGAAGGUCGAAUAUUGAGUGUUAAGCCCAAAUCUCUUCAAUAUCCUGAUAGUCCGUGGGAAAGAUAUAGUGUAAAGUACAAAAGUGAUCCAACUGAAACACAUUAUCACAGUCCAUGGGAACUCUAUGAUAUGGAUACUCGCUGGGAGCAGCCUCAUAUAGACGAUGAUAUCAGGGACAAGCUUACUCGGGCUCUUGCAAAGUUGGAACAGUCCGGUAACAAAGUUCAGGACUAUUACGGCAUAAACAAAUUGCGACCAGUUUCACAGAAGGCAAAUUUUAUAAACAGGUUCCCAGUGCCCUUGACUCUUGAUCUGAUUCAAGCAAGAUUAGAGAAUAAUUACUACAGAAGUCUGGAUGCGAUGAAGCACGACGUUGAUGUGAUGAUAUCAAAUGUGACAACAUACUUUGGAAAAAAUGCCGAGGCUUCAACAAAAGUUAAGCGCUUGACUGAAUGGUUUCGGAAGACUUUCUCAGCUGUAUAGUUAAACCGAAGCGAACACAGUUUUGUAGACAGAGCUUAGCCCUACAGCAUGCCCUGCCCGUGAUCCACCAUGGCUCCCUCCUAUUUCAUGUAUGAUCUCUGUUUGCCCGGACAGUUGAGGAGAUAUUCAUUGUACUUCUUGAAGAUGAGAACCUUUAAGAGUUGUGUAUUGGAUUGAAGAAGUAAAACCAAUUGACUGCUGGGGGAAAUCACCACCAGAGAAAAAUUCAUUUUCAAUGUACAGCGCAGCGCAACCCUUUCCAAACCUUGUCAAAUGAAGAAUAUAUAUAUAUAUACACACAGUUAAUUUACAAGUGGUUUGUGCUUGUUACUUUUCGAGGUAUCUGACGAGUCUUUUUGUUGAAUCACGAUAACAACUCAUUCCAUAUGAAACCACCAAUUAAUGGAUCUGUAAAUCAUUACACAUUCAAUAUUGUUACUUAUGAAUAAUAUGCAAUAGGAGAUGUUGUGCAGACUCCACUCAUAUUAGGAGAGAUCUAGAAAAGCAAAAUAAAAAAUAUUUUGUCCAAUUUCUUUUUCAAAUUUUCUCCAAAUUUCAACUACACUCCAACACACUUUAUAA